Molecule: messenger RNA, 513 nt
Organism: Aspergillus costaricaensis CBS 115574
Lineage: Eukaryota; Fungi; Ascomycota; Eurotiomycetes; Eurotiales; Aspergillaceae
Gene: nut2
Product: mediator complex subunit NUT2
Exons: 3
Coding region: 19-513 (164 amino acids)
Biological process (GO): regulation of transcription by RNA polymerase II
Cellular component (GO): mediator complex
Molecular function (GO): transcription coregulator activity
Source: RefSeq, a predicted model, not a curated record
GUUUCAGAGCAGCACAUCAUGGCUCCCAUUCCCCUCAGCACGGUCGACACCGACCUGAAAGACGUAAUCCAACACCUGUUCGAAAUCCAAUCCGCCGUCCACGGCUACCUCGGUCCCGAAACCCAGCAAGAGCUCGUUCGCAAAAUAAAAAACCUCACUAUCGCGCUCUCCACACUCAGCACACACACCUCCGAUAAUCACCCCGACGCACAAUCCCAAUCACCAGGAAACAGCAACGACCCUCCCAUCCACAGCAUCCAACUUCCCCCGGAGAUUAUCGACUACGUAGAUGCAGCAAGGAAUCCGGAUAUCUACACGAGAGAAUUCGUCGAGUUGAUUCAGCGCGGGAAUCAAGAUCUGAAGGGGAAGAAGGAGGCGUUUGGGAGUUUCCGGGAUGUGUUGGCGAGGGAGAUGAGGGGGGCGAUGCCGGAGGUUAGGGGGGAGGUGGAUAGAGUGGUUGCUUCGUUUGGUGGUGAUGGGAAUGGGAGUAAUAAUGGGGAGGGCAGGGGGUGA